This is a messenger RNA of Drosophila novamexicana, 1286 nucleotides long. It is a transcript of the gene Ccp84Ag, whose product is annotated as larval cuticle protein A2B. The transcript has 2 exons. Lineage: Eukaryota; Metazoa; Arthropoda; Insecta; Diptera; Drosophilidae. The coding region runs from base 684 to 1229 and encodes 181 amino acids. Gene Ontology annotation, cellular component: extracellular matrix. The record is from RefSeq and is a predicted model, not a curated record.
GGUAAAGACACAAGGGUGUGCGUGUGUGUAUGUGUGCAUGCAAGUGCACGGGCACAGUCAAUUUGAAAAACCGUUGUUAUGCAUUUGCGCAUGCGCUGCAUACGAUAUUUCACACAAUGGGUGUGCGUGUGUGUGUUUGGUGUGUGUGGUUUUCGAAAGCGAAAACAAAUGAGCGAUCGCAUCGAUUUAGUGGCUCGCAGUGCACAACGUUUGAGUAUGCGACUUCUGAGUAUCUGAGGCCAAUAUUAAUUCGGCUCGAGUGCGUUCAAUUCAAUCAAGAAGGCAUUAUGCCUUUAUGGUUGUUGUUGUUGUUGUUGUUAUCAUCGUCAUUUCUGCUGUUGCUUUUGUCACUUGCGCGCUUAGCCUUGGUUAAUAAUGUGCUUGGGCCGAUCGGCUGGCCAAUUGCCUGCACCGCCCGCCUGCUACAGCCGCCACCUCCAUCACUUCCACCAGCAGCUCCACCACCUACCACAUGGCUUCUAGUCUCGCUCGUCUGGCAUUUUAGUAUUGGUUGUUUUGUAUUUUGGUAUUGUCGCCAGCGUUUUGUGACGCAAGUGCACGCAUUUGGUUACGAAUUCGGGCACAUCGCCUCGAGCGCGGUAUAAAAGCCCCAGUUGGACACUGUUCAAAUCAGUUCACAUCCAAUUACGGUAUCUAGAGCAACCCAAGCAAACCUCAAAACAAUGGCAUUCAAAUUCAUCAUUCUCUUCGCCGCCUGCAUCGCCGUGGCCAGCGCCGGUGUCGUUCCCGUUGCCGCACCCCUGGCCGCCGUUGCGCAGGUGGAGGAAUACGAUCCUCAUCCCCAAUACACCUACGGAUAUGACGUCAAGGACGCGAUCUCCGGCGAUUCGAAGACCCAGGUGGAGACCCGUGAUGGUGAUUUGGUCCAGGGCCAGUACUCGCUGAACGACGCCGAUGGCUAUCGUCGCAUUGUGGACUACACAGCCGACUCCAUCAACGGCUUCAAUGCUGUGGUCCGCCGUGAACCUUUGGUCGCCGCUGUGGCCGCUGCUCCCGUCGUGGCUGCCCCAGCGCCAGUUGUGCGUGCCGCUCCCGUCGUUGCUGCCCCAGCACCAGUUGUUCACGCCGCUCCCCUGGCGGCGGCUGCUCCCUUUGCCUAUGCAGCUGCCCCGGCACCAAUUGUGAAGGCCGCAGCUCCUCUGGUCGCCGCAGGUCCAGCCUUCGUCAAGACGCAGUUCGCUUCGCCUCUUAUCUCGUACGCCUAUUAGAUGACCAAAUAGGCGCUGCCCGACCUGAUAAUUGCCGUUAGUUGUUAUUGAAUAAAG